UUCGACUCACUCAGCCUGCCGGAUCACUGGAUGAAGUCGCUGUGUAAAGCGGAAGCUUAUAUCAGGUUCCAAUUUCAUACCGAAGCACUGCAGAUCUACGAAAAUGCUGAAGUUCCUGAAAUCAAUAACACGCCUUAUGUAAUGAGUCAGACAGCCCUGAUUCACCACAACCUGCAAGGUAAAUCUACAUUGUUGCAUAAUCGAUGAGU
This is a messenger RNA of Soboliphyme baturini, 209 nucleotides long. NCBI's taxonomy places the organism in Eukaryota, Metazoa, Nematoda, Enoplea, Dioctophymatida, Soboliphymatidae. The record is from the annotation of a GenBank genome assembly.